AUGCUUAGUCUUUUCCACACCCAAAAGGUGUUUGGAGUUAGUAUAGAAAAGAUCAGAUCGAUAUAUUUAGAGAAUGAUAUCCCAAGGUUUUUGACUGAAUGUGCGACAUUUAUUCUACAAAAUGAAACUACUGGCAUCUUCAGAAUUCCAGGCGAUAUCAAAAAGGUGCAAAGUUACAAGAAAAAGGCGGAUAAGUGUGUUUCACUCGAGUUGCUUUUUGAACCAAAACACGUCCACACAGUCACUUCUUUGAUGACUCAAUUUCUUAAGGACUUACCAGACCCAAUAAUACCACGGGAGUUGUACCCAAAGUUUUUAGCAUGUGCCUCAACUUAUUAUUCCGAGAAAUUUACCAACCAAAAUGCAUUGGCGGUUGCAGCAAACACCUUUCACUUCUUGUUACUUUCGAUGCCACCAAAGAAUCUCAAAGUUCUAGCGUUUUAUAUGAAUUUCUUUUACAAUUUGACAAUCAAUAAUCAAAGUGUCCACAAAAUGAAUUCAGUGAACCUUUCGACGUGUGUAGCUCCAAAUGUUUUACGAGGGGACAACGUAACAAAAUAUGAGGAGAUCCAUUUGCAGGUGUUGACUGGCACAUUUUUCAUUGAAUAUUAUCCAUUGCUCUUCAGAGACACUUGUUUAACAAAUGGAUUACUUUUCCCACAGUACCAAAACGUUUCAUUUGACUCAAAGAAUAUAGAACUUCAGAAAUUAACUAAAUCUGUUGUCUUGACUCCGAGAAAUCGUCCACAGAAGAAAGUGACAGAAAGCAUUUGGAAGGGGUUCAAUGUCAAGCUUCAAAAAGAACAAGAGAUCGACGAAUUGUUCCAGUGGAGAAAAACAGCCCAAAACCAAUGUGAAAAACUCUCGAAGAGUACUAUUGACCUCUACCACAAUCAAAAUGAAUUAGAGAGUCAUCUAGUCAGGUCUUUUUUGCGGCCAAAAAGCGAGAGUAUUGCUACAACACUUAUUGAGAUCCAAAAGGAAGACAUCAAUUUACCAAAAAUCGAUACAACAACUUUGUUCAUGAACAAAGAGAAAAAAAAGAAGUUAUCUUUCGAUAUUCCACUUAAGAAAAUGCAUCGCAAAUGCACCAUUUCAAAUUAUUAA
Entamoeba invadens IP1 is the source of this 1107-nucleotide messenger RNA. RefSeq lists its product as hypothetical. Gene Ontology annotation, molecular function: GTPase activator activity. Gene Ontology annotation, biological process: small GTPase-mediated signal transduction. The coding region runs from base 1 to 1107 and encodes 368 amino acids. Gene Ontology annotation, cellular component: cytoplasm. NCBI's taxonomy places the organism in Eukaryota, Evosea, Mastigamoebida, Endamoebidae. The record is from RefSeq and is a predicted model, not a curated record. The transcript has 3 exons.